AAGUACAUAAUCAUCGUUGUCCACUGACGGUAGUCGAGGUCGUGGGUCGUGAUAAGUCGUCAUUGCUGUCGGUUUUCAGAAUUUUUGUAUUUAACAACUUAUCAAGAUGUCAGAGCCUCAGUGUAAAAGAAGCAAGAUGAGCAGCUCUUUGGAACAGCUGAAGGCUCUUACCACCGUUGUUGCCGAUACCGGCGAUUUUGAAGCGAUGAAAAACUACAAACCAACAGACGCUACAACGAAUCCGUCUCUCAUACUGGCGGCGUCUAAUUUAUCACAGUACAAACCUCUUGUUACAAGAGCUGUACAAUAUGGCAACAAAGUAGGACAAACACUUGAAGAAAAACUUGAAAACGCCAUGGAUCUCCUCUGUGUCCUAUUUGGAGCCGAAAUUUUGAAAAUCGUGCCAGGGCGAGUGUCGACUGAGGUUGAUGCGCGCUUAUCUUUUGACAAAGAGGCCAGUAUUGCAAAGGCACAGAAACUCAUCCAGUUGUACGCCGACCAGGGCAUAAGCAAAGACCGCGUUCUAAUUAAACUAGCGUCCACGUGGGAGGGCAUCCAAGCGGCAAAAGAGCUUGAACAAAAACAUGGUAUCCACUGUAAUUUAACUCUACUGUUUAAUUUUGCCCAAGCUGUGGCGUGUGCUGAAGCUGGAGUUACGCUAAUUUCACCAUUUGUCGGACGCAUUCUCGACUGGAACAUCGCUAACACUGAUAAGAAAUCAUACACUGGCGAUGAAGAUCCAGGAGUUAUUUCUGUCACGAAGAUUUAUAAUUAUUACAAGAAAUUUGGCUACAAGACAGUGGUUAUGGGAGCGUCGUUCAGAAAUAUUGAGGAAAUAAAGGCAUUGGCUGGAUGCGAUUUGCUCACCAUCAGCCCAAAACUUCUUGGUGAAUUGGAAGCUUCGAAUGACGCCGUUCCGAAGAAGCUUUCCGUUGAAAAUGCCACCAAGUUACAGUUGGAAAAAUUGGAAUUAACAGAAGCUACAUUCCGGUGGUUGUUGAACGAGGAUAAAAUGGCUACAGACAAGUUGUCUGACGGUAUUAGAAAUUUUGCUGCUGACAGCAUCAAAUUGGAAAAUACCAUCAGAGCACAAUUAAAGGCGUCGGCGAAAAAAUAAUGUACCUAAUAUCUAGGAGUUUGAUAAAAAACAUUCCCGUGUUUGAUAUACAUAAAUAUCUAUAUAUUGUAACAAAUUACAAUAAACAUUAAAG
Zophobas morio is the source of this 1211-nucleotide messenger RNA. RefSeq names its product transaldolase. Gene Ontology annotation, biological process: pentose-phosphate shunt; pentose-phosphate shunt, non-oxidative branch; carbohydrate metabolic process. The record is from RefSeq and is a predicted model, not a curated record. NCBI's taxonomy places the organism in Eukaryota, Metazoa, Arthropoda, Insecta, Coleoptera, Tenebrionidae. Bases 107 to 1117 code for a protein of 336 amino acids. Gene Ontology annotation, molecular function: transaldolase activity. The transcript is spliced from 4 exons. Gene Ontology annotation, cellular component: cytoplasm; intracellular anatomical structure.